GAUGAUGUGUACACAAAUUCUUAGUCAUUCAAUAAAAUUUAAAAUUUUAGGAAAUUGAAGUGAUAUAAAAAGUAAAAAACACACCAUGGGUAUUAACGUUAAUGUCAGCAAACCCUUGGAUGUAAGUGGAAAUGAUCUGCUGAGCCAGUUUUGUGGAAAAACGCACAUUUCACCCGACAAUAUAGAAUUUUGGGAUUCAUUUCUUAAAUUCACAAUAAAAAUGCCGAACAGUUCAGAAGAACAACUUAAUCUCGAUUCCCGCCUUGAGUCUUCUCUUGAAGCAUUCAUACAAAACAACCUGACAUCUGGAAAUCUUGGAUCGCUCAUCACAAUUUUCCUACAAAAAGCAUCUGAUGUGUUAUCACUUAAUGACACUGAAAGUCAUUUACACGUCUACAAACUGUACAACUGUGUAUUUAUUUUGCGUGUUCUUAUCAAAUAUAUUUUGGAAAUCGGAAGUGAAUUUCUUCUUCUUCAACAUUUUGAAGCUUUGCCGAGAGUCACUGAGAAAAAUGGAACGACAUCAUCAAGUCAAGUAUCAGUAUCGAUGGAAAGCAAUAGUAAUCAAGUAAAAACAAAGACAAUUGAUGGAACAAAGUUUGAUGCAGUUCUCGAGUCAAUCUUCAAUAUAAUUUGUGUAAUUCCACAAAAGGAAUUCACGUAUCAUCUCCAUCUCGAAUGUGUGAACGUGAUUAUUGUUCUCUGUUCAGUUUAUCUUUAUAAUCAGCAGACAACUGACAAAUCCACAAUAUUCCGGACAAUUUACAAAUGCAAAUAUGCGUCAACACUUCUUGCAACUUUACUUCAUUUCGUCAGUCGAACGACACCAGCUCCACCAACUGCUUAUGGAUUAUCAAACACUGGCGGCUCAUUUGUCUUUGGACUCGCCGAAUCCUUCUGGUCAAUGCUGACAUUUUCAAAGAAACCAGAUGCAUUAGAUUCAGAUCUUCCCAAGAGCUUCAAAGAAAAUUUUCCUCUAGCAAAUCAAAGUUUAUUGCUUAUUCUCAUUCUCACCAAUCACAAUGCUGACGAUUCAGUGGACAUUCAAAAUAAUCCCUACAGAUAUAGUUUAUUCAACUGUUCUAAUUCAACUGAAUUAGUGAAGGAUGAAGUUGGAUCGUUUAAAAUUGAUUUUGCGGGAUUAUAUCAAACAUUAUGCAAAAUUACUCAUCUCGAUCACACAACUUUGUUGCUUUAUCUUUUACUUCAUCGGAAUGAGAAAUUCUACAAAUUUGUUAUGGCUCAACCUAAUCUCCAAGAGCUUGUCAUUCCGAUACUUCAAAUACUUUACAAUGCACCCGACAGCAGUUCACAUCACAUUUACAUGUCGCUGAUUGUAUUGCUGAUUCUCUCAGAAGAUGAAGGAUUCAAUAAAUCUGUUCACAACAUUAUGUUGAGGAAUAUUCAAUGGUAUACAGAGCGAAGUAUAUCGGAAAUCUCUCUCGGUGGUCUUUUGAUUCUUGUGAUCAUUCGGACAGUUCAAUAUAACAUGUUAAAAGUUCGUGAUAAAUAUCUUCACACGAAUUGUCUCGCAUGUCUCGCUAACAUGUCGUCGCAAUUCCGAUAUCUUCAUCAAUAUGUGUCACAGAGGCUUGUUUCAUUAUUUGAAACGCUUGCUAAAAAGCAUGGACGACUUCAGACUCAACUAGAAAGUAUUAAACAAGCAGAAACCAGUGUAGUUGAUGUCACAGAAGAUGUGAUUCAAGAUAUGAAUGUAUUGGAAGAAGUUUUAAGAAUGGUGCUGGAAAUUAUCAAUUCGGCUCUCUCACAUCAACUUCAAUUCUGUCCUAAUCUUGUGUAUACAUUGCUGUACAAAAGACAUGUUUUUGAAUCGUUCCGGAGUCAUCCAGCUUUUCAAGAUAUCAUUCAAAAUAUUGACAUGGUGAUUGGAUUCUUUACAAGCAGACUUCAAAGAGUUCAAGAUCAACGUGGUGAACUUGGAGUAACCGAAGUCUAUGAAGUAAUCAGCAAAGGUUCCCAACAAUGGAGUUCUGAUCGUUUACGAAAGUUUGCCGAGCUUCGCUUUAAAUAUGUUGAUGAAGAAGGCAACGAGAAGAGCUACUUCCUGCCUUACAUUUAUUCAUUGACUAGCAAAGGCGUAAUUCCUUUCUCUGAAGGCGAGAAAUUAAUGGCUGAAGUUUAAUUUCCCCUCAUUCUUUCUGUUUUGUCAUCAUAUCUUUGCAUAGCGGUCAAAAUAUUUGUUUCCUUUCAUAAAUUUUUCUGAUUUCCCUCGUACUUUAAAUUGAAAAAAAAUUAAAAAUUUCAAUCAAAUGUCAAGAAAUAUCUCUUGAAGUCAAUCAAAGUGGAAAGAUUUAAAUUUUUUUGCAACUUUGAAGCUUAAAAUGGAAACCUUGACAUGACUUCAGCUAGACGUUGUGCAACAUGAUGACGAUUAGUAAACAAAUUUGUAAGCUUUAUCAUUUUACCCAAUAAAAAAUGAUGAAAUAACUGAAUGAAAUAUUAAAUGAAAAAUAUUUAAAGAAAUUUGAAAACAAAAGUGAGUUUCUUUUUGGCGACGUAGAAAGAAAAU
This is a messenger RNA of Clunio marinus, 2530 nucleotides long. NCBI's taxonomy places the organism in Eukaryota, Metazoa, Arthropoda, Insecta, Diptera, Chironomidae. The record is from the annotation of a GenBank genome assembly.